Molecule: messenger RNA, 832 nt
Organism: Racocetra fulgida
Lineage: Eukaryota; Fungi; Glomeromycota; Glomeromycetes; Diversisporales; Gigasporaceae
Source: the annotation of a GenBank genome assembly
AUACUAAUACUAGCAAAUUUGUGGUUUUUCAAUCUCUUACGCCUCGAAAUUACUUAUUUCAAACACAAAAAUCAAAAUCUUUACCUAAUAGUUCUGAUAACCAAAACAAAAAAUCACAAAAUUUGGUUAAAGAUAACUAUCCGUAUAUCUAUGUCACAAGAAUAGUGAGCCAACGAAAAACCAACUAUACCUAUAGGAUUAUUUCACUUGGCUUUUAUCCUUUAAAUGUUAUCAAAACCCUGCGCAAUUCAAUUAAUGGGACAGUUUAUCAAAUACCGGAUGACUAUUCAUUUAUAGUAACAAUAUAUAAAACUCAAAUUACAUGUAAAACUCAAUACCAAAAUAACUUAGUAAAAUAUACAAUAAGUUGGAUUGAUCACAAUAGUGAAACACAGCAAUGUAUUACAAGUUAUAGCUCUGCGACCGAUAAAUUAGGAAAAUCUAAUAAAAGUUCUAUCUCAGGAGUAAAAUUAUUCGCUUUUGAUUUGGAAUGUUUAGAAAAACGACGUACUUCUCAAAGUAUAGAUCAACAAAAACCUUUAGAAAAGCGGCGUAGUUCUCAACAAAAACCUUUAGAAGAACUGUCUUUAUCACAAAUAAAUCGACGACUUAGAUCACUUGCCAAUGAUAUUAAAGAUAAUGUACAAUCAUUAUUUUUAAAACAUAAUACAACAUCCUUGGAAUUAGAAAAAGUUGAUCUUCGACAUAAGAAUAAUACAAUUGAGCUUAAUUUUCAAUUAUUAGUCGAUAAUUUUACUACAGAUGAAUACCUUGAUUCUAUCGUUUAUGCUUGUGAUGAUACAUUAGUUUCAAGAGAUAGUCUACGACGAUU